This is a messenger RNA of Linum trigynum, 1370 nucleotides long. The record is from the annotation of a GenBank genome assembly. NCBI's taxonomy places the organism in Eukaryota, Viridiplantae, Streptophyta, Magnoliopsida, Malpighiales, Linaceae.
UGUACAAGGAGAGGUUGGAAAACGAGUGGGAGGUUUUAUGGAAAUGCUCCGCAACCUCCACCUCAAUAUCCAUUUCCUUGAAGCCAUGGCUCAUAUGUCGAGGUAUGCAAUGUACCUCAAAGGAUUCGUCACCAAGAAACCAAUGUUUGAAGGCCUCGCCAACGUGACUCUUGGCGAGAAGUGUUCGGCUUUCCUCCUCAGCCGCUUGCCCAAAAAGCAAUCCGACUCAGGUAGCUUUACUAUCCCUCUUGGUAUUGGUAACCAUCAUAUAGAAAAUGCCUUGGCGGAUCUAGGAGCUAGUGUUAUUGUGAUGCCCUACAAGCUUUUCAAAAAGUUAGAAGUGGGUGAACUUAAGACCACUAAGCUUAGCAUCACUUUAGCCGACCGUUCGGUCAUUAGCCUGAGAGGCAUUGUGCAUGACAUGUUGGUGCGAGUGGGCAAGUUUUGCUAUCCGACUGAUUUUGUGAUCCUUGACAUAAGUGAGGACUCAGAUAUGCCACUCAUACUCGGUCGUCCCUUCCUCGCCACCGCCAAGGCAUUGAUAGAUGUUAAUGAGGGGACCUUAAUUCCGAGGUAUGGUGAGGAGAGAAUCCCUCUUGAAAUUGACCCUAAGGCUAGAAGUGAGGAAGUGAAGGAAUUGGUUUCGAAUGAUGUGAAUGUGAGUGGAGGAGAGCCUCUCAAGGCGAACCCCACUAUUACUUGUGUCGCUUGUGGUGAUGUUGAGCAGGAAGUCAAUGAGGGUACUAUGCCCAAGGAAAAGAAGAUGAAUGCUUGCAGGCAAAAGAUGAAACAAGCUUUGGCCCGAAGGAAGGAGAAGGCCAAAGCUAAGUUGGACGGCCAAGAGGGCCACCUAAUGGAGCAUAAGUUGGGAGGCUACGUGCCUCGCCAAGAGAACGUGGCAGAUCAACUCUCGGUGGCAUCAUGUUCCAAAGAAUGAUAGAUCCGCAACAUCAAGCUAGUGAUGUUAACUUGGCGCUUGUUGGGAGGCAACCCAACGGAGGUUUGUUUUCUUUUUCUUUUUCUUGUUUUCGUACUUGUGUUGAGUGAAGAGUUCUAGUGGCCGAGUGGUAUCCCCAUGCCAAGUUUUUUAGUUUUGCGAUUUAAGGUUGUGUUGUGAUCGUUAGGAGGCACGGUGGAAUAGGUCGAGUCAAAAUUUUCUCAGAAGUGCCCUUGUUUUCACUCGAGUUCACGAAAGGACUUGAGUGUUCACGUUCUUACAAGACCGUGAACAAGCAAACGCGUCCGUGAACUAGGCACUUCUGCAUGUGAACCACCUGUCGACCAACCCUAGUUCACGGACGGACUUGAGUGUUCACGGUCUCUAAGACUGUGAACAAGCCAAGCUUCGCCUAUAAAAAUGGGCGUGAACG